AUGGCUCGAAAAUUCUUCGUGGGAGGAAACUUCAAGAUGAACGGGACCAUCGAGUCCAUCAAGGGCAUCGUUGAGAACCUGAACAAGGCUACCUUGGACCCUAACGUCGAGGUUGUCGUUGCUCCUCCCCACCUCUACCUGCUUCUGGUCCGUGAGCACUUGAAGCCGAGCAUCGAGGUUGCUGCCCAGAAUGUCUUCGACAAGCCCGAGGGCGCCUACACCGGCGAGAUUUCUCCUACCCAGCUGAGAGAUAGCAACAUCACCUGGACGAUUCUCGGCCACUCCGAGCGGCGAACCAUCCUCCGCGAGAGCGACGAGCUCGUGUCUUCCAAGACAAAGUUCUCCAGCGAGCACGGUAUUGGAGUCAUCUGGUGCUGCGGCGAGUCUCUGGAGGAGCGCGAGGCAGGAAGCACCAUCUCUGUCAUCACAAAGCAGCUCGAGGCGCUCAAGAGCAGCAUCGGCACCGACUGGUCCAACAUUGUCAUCGCCUACGAGCCCAUCUGGGCCAUUGGCACCGGCAAGGUUGCUACCAAGGAGCAGGCACAGGAGGUCCACGCUGCUAUCCGCGCGUGGUUGAAGGACCAAGUCAGCCAGAAGGCUGCUGACGAGACACGAAUCCUCUACGGUGGCAGUGUCAACGAGAAGAACUGCAAGGAGCUGGCCAAGGAGGAGGAUAUUGACGGAUUCCUUGUCGGUGGUGCUAGCUUGAAGCCUGCCUGUAAGUCUUAUAUUCCUGCCGCCUAA
Phaeoacremonium minimum UCRPA7 is the source of this 744-nucleotide messenger RNA. Its product is annotated as putative triosephosphate isomerase protein. The record is from RefSeq and is a predicted model, not a curated record. Bases 1 to 744 code for a protein of 247 amino acids. Gene Ontology annotation, biological process: glycerol catabolic process; gluconeogenesis; glyceraldehyde-3-phosphate biosynthetic process. Gene Ontology annotation, cellular component: cytosol. Lineage: Eukaryota; Fungi; Ascomycota; Sordariomycetes; Togniniales; Togniniaceae. The transcript is spliced from 3 exons. Gene Ontology annotation, molecular function: triose-phosphate isomerase activity.